Messenger RNA from Mytilus trossulus (common blue mussel), 1244 nucleotides. Its product is annotated as carbohydrate sulfotransferase 11-like. Gene Ontology annotation, biological process: carbohydrate biosynthetic process. Gene Ontology annotation, molecular function: sulfotransferase activity. Gene Ontology annotation, cellular component: membrane. Lineage: Eukaryota; Metazoa; Mollusca; Bivalvia; Mytilida; Mytilidae. The record is from RefSeq and is a predicted model, not a curated record. The coding region runs from base 1 to 1209 and encodes 402 amino acids. The transcript is spliced from 2 exons.
AUGUAUUGUAAGAAGGCAAGUGUGGUCGUUAUUAUCAUCGCUUCUAUUAUGAUUAUUAUUCAAACAUUUUGCCUUGAUGAUCAUCAUCAACCAAGAUCUACACACGAAAGAGGAGAUUUGUCUUAUUAUUAUAAAAAUACGACGGUUACAAAGAAAGCAAAAAGAUUGGAUUCAAAAUCGUAUAGUCAACGAAUACAUGUUUUACACCAAGCUUGCAAGUCAAGACUAUAUCACCAAAGAGCGAAACUGAAACAGACAAAAAAGAAAUAUCUAUUAUACAAUAAACAAAACAACUUUCUUUUUUGUUAUGUGCAGAAAGUUGGAUGCACAUUCUGGAAAAGAAUUUUUCUGUCUCUAGAAAACAAGAUCGUCACAAAUCUGACAGACAUGUCGCUUGUACAUAAAAUGGAUUUGCCAAAAAUAUCACAGGAGUACAGUGAUGAAGAUGUGAAAAAUUUCUCUAAAUCAGCGUUUUCAGUCUUAUUUGUUAGAGACCCUUAUUCUAGACUCUUUUCUGGAUAUAUUGACAAAUUCUUAUAUCCAAAUCCACAUUACUGGAAUGUGUAUGGAGCAAAAAUUAUUAGAAAGUACAGAAAGAACGCUACAGUAGAAAGUAUGGAAUGUGGAUAUGACGUCACAUUUGCCGAGUUUGUAGAAUAUGUUGUAGAUACGUAUGAAUACAAACCACGCCUUCUCGAGGAUCAUUUUAGUCCUAUACAUCAACAUUGUAGACCAUGCGAAAUUGAUUAUAAAAUAAUAGGAAAAAUGGAAACUUUUGGUGAUGAUGUGAAUCAUGUAUUUAAUGAACUUGGGAAUAUUGAUAUGAAGCAAUUUAGUAUUGAACAAAACUUUAGUGAAGAAUUGCGACAAAUUGCCAACGAUCUGCAUUAUUAUAAAAAUCUCAACAAAACAUGUCUUGAAUCAGUGAAUGUUAUUGAAAAGGUCCGACAGACUUUAUAUUUUCGAGGAUUUCUUUGUGAAGACAAUAUAUCCAAUUUUAAUAUUUCCUCUCUGACAGCAUCAAAUGUAAAACAAUAUACCCAAAUGUUGUCUAGUAAAAUAUCAAAAGUAGAGAGGCGACAGCGAUUAGUAUCACAGUACAAAUCUCUCGGAAAAUCGUUGCUUGACAAAGUAGGAAGGUUUGUAAAAGCAGAUUGUGUUCUUUUCGGAUAUGAUACACGGCCAGACGAUAUUUUCAAUCAUUUCUAAAUAUAACAAUAACUAGAUAAUAAAUUUAAACUUUU